CCCCCGCGGCCAGCCCCGAAUCCGUGCAGCCGGCGCCGUCGCGCGUGGAGGGACCCUGGCCCCGCUGCCCGGGCUGUCACCCCGCCAGGUGGCCAUGGCGGCGUCCCUGCCCACCCGCCGCCCGGCGGUGUCCACCUUCCUCGCCGGGCUGCCGUCCGUGGCCGCGGCUCCCGCCAACCAGAGCGCAGAGCCCGCGCCGGGCAACGAGUCCACGGCGGGCCCCAGCGCCGCGGCCGUCACGCCCUUCCAGAGCCUGCAGCUGGUGCACCAGCUCAAGGGGCUGAUCGUGCUGCUCUACAGCGUCGUGGUGGUCGUGGGGCUGGUGGGCAAUUGCCUGCUGGUGUUCGUGAUCGCGCGGGUGCGGCGGCUGCACAGCGUCACCAACUUCCUCAUCGGCAACCUGGCGCUGUCCGACGUGCUCAUGUGCGCCGCGUGCGUGCCGCUCACGCUGGCCUACGCCUUCGAGCCGCGCGGCUGGGUGUUCGGCGGCGGCCUGUGCCACCUGGUCUUCUUCCUGCAGCCCGUGACGGUGUACGUGUCGGUGUUCACGCUCACCACCAUCGCCGUGGACCGCUACGUCGUGCUGGUGCACCCGCUGCGCCGCCGCAUGUCGCUGCGCCUGAGCGCCUGCGCCGUGCUGGGCAUCUGGGCGCUGUCCGCGGUGCUGGCGCUGCCCGCCGCCCUGCACACCUACCACGUGGAGCUGCGGCCGCACGGCGUGCGCCUCUGCGAGGAGUUCUGGGGCGCCCAGGAGCGCCAGCGGCAGCUCUACGCCUGGGCGCUGCUGCUGGUCACCUACCUGCUGCCCCUGCUGGUCAUCCUCCUGUCGUACGCGCGCGUGUCGGUGAAGCUGCGCAACCGCGUGGUGCCGGGCUGCGUGACCCAGAGCCAGGCCGACUGGCACCGCGCGCGCCGCCGCCGCACCUUCUGCCUGCUGCUGCUCGUCGUGGUGGUGUUCGCCCUCUGCUGGCUGCCCCUGCACGUCUUCAACCUGCUGCGCGACCUGGACCCGCGCGCCAUCGACCCCUACGCCUUCGGGCUGGUGCAGCUGCUCUGCCACUGGCUGGCCAUGAGCUCCGCCUGCUACAACCCCUUCAUCUACGCCUGGCUGCACGACAGCUUCCGCGAGGAGCUGCGCAAGCUCUGGCUCGCCUGGCCGCGCAAGAUCGCCCCGCACGGCCAGAGCAUGACCGUCAGCGUGGUCAUCUGACGCCGCGGGAGCGCGGCCUCGGCUGCGGGAGCGCCAGGUCCCCUGGCCUCCAAGAAAGGCGCCCCCCCCUCCACCCCCGACCCUAAGACCCCCUUAGAUGGUGGUGGCCAGCACCGGAGCUGAGUUUCCAGCGGAGCCCUCCUGUCCAGCUGCCUCCCCUCGUUCCUGUGUCUGUCACCUGUCGGGUGGGGUGUUGUGCGUGGCUUGAAGGAGGCUGGGGCAUGGGGAGGCGUUAUUUUCCCCUUCUGUCCCUCAGAGGCUGCUUUUUUCCCCAGGUCACAACGGCCGCGUCUGGUCUUUGCCCUUUUCUUCUUUCUCUUUGCUUAUCUCUGAGAUGAAGGGACGACGUGGGUGAGCUUUGAACGAAGGCGCUGCUGCUGGUAUUGCUUUGCAGUGGCCUCUUCUGAACGUCGCGGCUGAGAAACAAUACCUGAUUUUUUAAAAACUGGGUUUGAGCUUGUUUGUUUCAAGAAUUCUAGGAAAACACCUAUUACAAACUGUCAGAGAGAGUGUCGCAUUUCUGAUAAGAUCUUUAUAUAUCCAGAGGAUUUUAGCUUUAAAUCCACUUGUCCCUCUGGGUGGAGAGACAGUACAGCAGGGAGGGCGUUUGCGUUGCACUCUGCCGACCUGGGUUCCAUCUCUGGCACCCCAUAUGGUUCCCGAGCCUGCCAAGAGUGAUUCCUAACUGCAGAGCCAGGAAGAAGACCUGAGCACUGCCAGGUGUAGUCUCUCCCCACCCCUGCCCCCUCAAAAAACAACCCUCAAAAUCCCCAAUACAUUUUUUUUUCUUUUUGGGUCACACCCAGUGAUGCACAGGGGUUACUCCUGGCUCUGCACUCAGGAAUUACUCGUGGUGGUGCUCAGGGGACCAUAUGGGAUGCUGGGAUUUGAACCCAGGUUGGCUGCGUGCAAGGCAAACACCCUACUGGCUGUGCUAUCCUCCAGCCCCCGUCCCCAAUAUAUCUUCAUAAACCUAGAAUAUAAAAGAACUUACAACCUGUCUCUGAACAGAUCCUGCUAUUUGCCCCUUCUCACCUUCCAACUUCUCUUGGCAAAAGGUCAGUUGAGUGAGUUGAUGAAGAGGGGGAGAGGGCAACCCCCAAAGAGGUGGCUGUGUUUCCUAGGACGGGCAGCCCCCUGGGCGAUGCUUGUAUCCGCACACUCUGUGUCUGCUGCUGCUCAUAGGAAGAUUUGGUUUUCAGACUCCUCUGGGUGAGCUGUGCACCUUCGUGGCCUCCCGCGGCCCUAACUGCCCACUCCGUUGCAAACAGCAUCUGCCUUCUGCGGCAGGCACCUGCUCCGUAGUGACAGUCUUGGGAGAGGAUCAGUGCAGAAAGCAAGGACCAGGAGGAGUUCACUCAGAGCCAGAAGAGAAAAAUAAACGGCUGCCCACGGGGUGCAGAGCUCACACCUGUCAUUCCUUCCGAUGUUCAGAUCACAGACCCCAGCUGCCAGUCCUGACUCUAGCUUUUGGAGUGUUUUUGUCCGUGAGGACAAGCGCCCUGGCACCAGACUUCCAGAGCAGUGAGAAGGGUUCUUGGAAAUGACACGAUGUCCAGCCAUCAGCAUAGCCCCUGUGACAUACUUGGCUUGGUGUAGGGCCUGUGGCCACCUAGCCAUCCUCUGUAUGAUUCUCUCCCCUUCUCUUACCCUCCAAAAUGGGAAAAGGAGCUCAUUCACUUCAAAGUGUUUCCCUCUAAAGGGGAGGGCGUUGGGGGGCAGUUUGGGGUGAUACAGAGUCAACCCUGGAAUUCCCCGUGGCAGCCAACCUGAGGGCGGUGAUCAUUUAUGGCAGGGCUGUUGGCAGCGAAUCUUUAGCAGUUAUAGGACAAGACAGCGCAGCCUAGGGAAGGGCAGAGAGAGGCUGGUUUGGAAGGAGGGAAAAGGCAGGUUAGCUUGGGGUGGGGGCUAUUUCUGAGGUGACAGUGGCGCUUUCCACUUUAGGUGCCCAAGAGACGAGAUUAAGGCGAUUGCCUCGAACAAGGCUGAUGUGAGCUUGAUCCCCCGCCCCCAGCACAGCCAGGAAUGCCCCCUGAGCACGGCUGGAUGCGACCCAACAACCCCACCCUGAAUAGCUUCUGCAAGCUGCAUUUUCCACGUUACCCUGAACGUGGAGAGCAGAGGGCCCGUGCUCUGAUCCUGUAGCUCGUCAGAGCUCUGACCUUCCCCUGCCCUCAUCAUAAAUCAGCAGCUCUGUUGGCUUAGCAGGUUCGUGGCUAGACUUUUCUGGAACACUGUUUGGAUGGGGGCAUGUGGAGAGUGGAGGGAGGGCUGGAAGGCUGGGGUUGCUGCGAGGGAUCUGCUUACUUGUGUGUGUGUGUGUGUGUGUGUUUUAAAUUUAUUAUUGUUAUUUUUUAUUAGUGAAUCACCGUGAGGGUACAGUUACAGAUUUACAUAUUUCCGUGCCUGUGUCUCGGUCAUACAAUGCUCGAGUACCCAUCCCUCCACCAGUGCCCAUUCUCCACCACCGAUGAUCCCAGUAUUCCCCCCCCCCCAUUCCAUCUCCCCCACCCCACCCUGCCUCUGUGGCAGGGCAUUCCCUUUUGUUCUCUCUCUCCUUUUAGGCUGCUUACUUGUGUGUUUUUUAUGGGAAGGUUUAAGUCAUUGGUUCGUAGCUUCUAGAAUCACCUAGGAGUCUUUUUACAAAGCCAACAUCAUACCCAGGCCCUUUCCCCAGAGAGCAUGAUGGGUUUAUACAUUAGCAUUUUCAAAGCACUUGAGAUGAUUUUAACAUUCAUCCAAGAUUAAACUCCUUAAAAAUUAUCCUUUGGGGGCCGGAGAGGUAAUACAGUGUUUUGAGUGCUUGUCUUGCUCAGAGCUGACCUGGGUUCAACCCCUGGCACCCCACAUGAGCACAGUGCGAGCCAGGAGUAAGUUCUGAGCACUUCUGAGUGUGACCCCACUAAAGCAUUAUCCUCUCAUUUGCUAAUGAACUUCAGAAUCAUCUUAAUGAAGUGUUGAUUGCACUUGCCAAUGGCAUUAAGAAUGGUAUUAAGAAUUGGACCGGGAUUCUGGCAUUAAGUUGCAACGGUAAACAGGGAAUACUUUGUCUUUAGAUAGUACUAUCCACAGAGACAAAUCCUUGUUAUCAGUGUAUGUAAGUAUUCAUUGCCAUUUCUGUACAUAACUCCUUUUGUAGGAGUCCAGACCUUUUCCUGUAAGUAUUGUGACUCAGCUUAAAUCAAAUAUAUUAUAAAGGUAUACACCACGAACUCUUCUUGUUCUUGUUCUUCUUUCUUUUUGGCUUGGCUUUUUAGGUCACACCUGGUGAUGCUCAGGGGUUGCUCUUGGCUCUACUCUCAGGAAUUACUCCUGGCAUUGCUUGGGGCACCGUAAUGGGAUGCCGAGGAUCGAACCCGGGUCAGUCGCAGGCAAGGCAAAUAUUCUACCAGCCCUGACCAUGGGUUAUUCUAAAUGUUGGUCCCUGGGGUGUUUUUUAAAAGUU
Molecule: messenger RNA, 4655 nt
Organism: Sorex araneus (European shrew)
Lineage: Eukaryota; Metazoa; Chordata; Mammalia; Eulipotyphla; Soricidae
Gene: PRLHR
Product: prolactin releasing hormone receptor
Exons: 2
Coding region: 95-1210 (371 amino acids)
Biological process (GO): G protein-coupled receptor signaling pathway
Cellular component (GO): plasma membrane; neuron projection
Molecular function (GO): neuropeptide Y receptor activity; neuropeptide binding
Source: RefSeq, a predicted model, not a curated record